AUGUCAGUCGGCGGCCCUUGUCUCUGGGUGUCUUCUUUAUCCUCGCCCAUUCCAUCAUCUCUAUCUGCAGUGACUUCUCACUUCUCUGCGGCUUGUCACGGAGACCGGUUUUCAUCACCAAGAACCAUUUCACCGUUGCGAAACUUGCAGAAGGAACGAGAGUCUAGUUCCUCCAACUCACUUUCUAAUCCCACGCAGCUGGCCAGCAUGAACGCUGAGAAUGCUUUCAAUACUGCCUCGAAUCCAGUAAGCAUGUCUGGAUCUGGAUCGUAUUCUGAGGGGAAAAUCCUGUCGCGCGAUACGGAGAGCCAAAGACCUUCAACUACCAAGGAAGAUCUGCUCUCACGAGUGAAGCUAGAUAUUCCCGGUGCCAACUCAAGCUACUCCAUGUUCCAGCCUCGGAAUGAGUCUGAAGACCUAGAGAAAGACAUGGAUCUUGACGUCAAGGAGGACCCCGACAGAGAGUUCACCAUCAGUCCUUCCGACGAGAAAGGCGACACAGCUGGUAGCGACGGGGACAACAAGUCAUCGAUAGACAGGAAGAAGAUGAAGCGAUUCAGGUUAACUCACAAUCAAACUCGGUUCUUGAUGAGCGAGUUCACUCGCCAGGCACACCCAGACGCUGCUAACCGUGAGCGCUUGUCAAGAGAAAUCCCUGGCUUGACACCACGUCAGGUUCAAGUGUGGUUUCAGAACAGACGAGCGAAGCUCAAGCGCCUCACUACAAAUGACCGUGAGAGAGUGCUCAAGUCGCGAGCAUUGCCCGAUGACUUCGACACAACCAAGGUGCUUCGUACGCCGUUCGAGAGCAAAUCAACAGGGCAGACUCCAGUUGCAUCGCCGCAAGACUACAGUGCUCCAAACCAAGACUUUGCGGCAUUGAGGGGACUACGCACCGACUGCUACCAGCGUCCCAGCGAGGAUGAUUACCUUGUCUCACCCCUUAGUUCUGCGUCAACAGCAGGAACCUACAUGUCCUCUGCUGGACAGGGACGGAACGACAGUCUGGCUCAGUCCAGUAUGAUGUUUAAUCGACCUGCAGCAUCGGCUUCGAUGCAUGACCUACACAGAACGAUUCGAAGCGAUUAUUCUAUCACUAGAUCCAGUAGUCUGUCGGAUGCCUCUUCUCAGCAUUCCUCCUUCCACAGUGGCUACCCUCUUCAUGGCCGUUUUGCAGCUGCUUCAAACCCACCCCAUAUGCCCUAUGGACGACAAGCGAUGGACUAUGGAGUUGCUCGUCAAGCCGGAAUGGUGACACCAUUUGACCAACAUCAAUCUUUCGAAGGAUCAGUAUCUCCAACAGACUCGCAAGGACCUCAAAUGACAUACGACAUGAGUAAUCUAGGCACACAAGCACAAGGCUACUCAUCCCACCUCUCCAUGGCAGGACCCAAGGACUACUCUGGAAUGGGAAUGGCUUCCCAAUUAUCAGCACACAACAGGCCUAUGCCAACACUCCAUUCUCUCCCCGUUUCCACCUCACAAGAAUACCGUCCUUACUCCUAUGGAGCCCCCUCAGUGGGUACAAUCCCUUAUACGCAGGCCAACAACUCAACACUGAGCAUUCCCACAUCAUUUGCAUCAACCGAUCCAACUGCUACUGCUGUUACAAAUGAUCAACUCCAGCAGCCAACAACUCAAUCUCUCGAAUCUCUGCGAAGCAAGUUCGCUAAUCCAUCAUUCAACUAUGCAAGCUAUAUCCAGCAAUGA
Penicillium malachiteum is the source of this 1710-nucleotide messenger RNA. RefSeq names its product homeobox domain-containing protein. Lineage: Eukaryota; Fungi; Ascomycota; Eurotiomycetes; Eurotiales; Aspergillaceae. Gene Ontology annotation, biological process: regulation of transcription by RNA polymerase II. The transcript is spliced from 4 exons. Gene Ontology annotation, molecular function: DNA-binding transcription factor activity, RNA polymerase II-specific; RNA polymerase II transcription regulatory region sequence-specific DNA binding. The record is from RefSeq and is a predicted model, not a curated record. Bases 1 to 1710 code for a protein of 569 amino acids.